Diceros bicornis minor is the source of this 1605-nucleotide messenger RNA. RefSeq names its product keratin 79 (gene KRT79). The record is from RefSeq and is a predicted model, not a curated record. The transcript is spliced from 9 exons. Gene Ontology annotation, molecular function: structural constituent of skin epidermis. Gene Ontology annotation, cellular component: keratin filament. Bases 1 to 1605 code for a protein of 534 amino acids. Gene Ontology annotation, biological process: intermediate filament organization; keratinization. Lineage: Eukaryota; Metazoa; Chordata; Mammalia; Perissodactyla; Rhinocerotidae.
AUGAAAUCCUCUGUGUCUCGGCAGAUGUUCUCCACCAAAGGGGGCUUCAGCACCAACUCUGCCAGUGGAGGGGGCGGGUCCCGGGCCCGCACCAGCUUCAGCUCGGUGACGGUGUCCCGGAGCAGUGGCAGUGGUGGGGGGGCCCAUUGUGGCCCCAGCAUGGGCAACUUUGGCAGCCGGAGCCUCCAUAACUUGGGGGGCAGCAAGAGCAUCUCGGUCAGCGUGGCUGGUGGGGCCUCGUCAGGGCAGGCCCUGGGAGGCUUCGUCUUUGGCAGCAGGGCCUACACAGGCCUGGGGGCUGGCAGGCAGACGUUCGGGCCCGUCUGUCCUCCUGGAGGCAUCCAGGAAGUCACUGUCAACCAGAGCCUGCUGACCCCCCUCAACGUGGAGAUAGACCCUGAGAUCCAGCGGGUGCGCACCCAGGAGCGGGAGCAAAUCAAGACCCUCAACAAUAAGUUCGCCUCCUUCAUCGACAAGGUGAGGUUCCUGGAGCAGCAGAAUAAGGUGCUGGAGACCAAGUGGGCCCUGCUGCAGGAGCAGGGCCAGAACUCAGGCGUCACCAGGAACCUGGAACCCCUCUUUGAGAACUACCUGGGCAACCUGCGGAGGCAGCUGGACAACCUCCAGAGCGAGCGGGGGAGGCUGGACUUGGAGCUGAGGAACGUGCAGGAUCAGGUGGAGGACUUCAGGAACAAGUACGAGGAUGAAAUCAACAAGCGCACGGCCGCGGAGAAUGAGUUCGUGGUGCUCAAGAAGGAUGUGGAUGCCGCGUACAUGGGCCGGAUGGACCUACAUGGCAAAGUGGGCACCUUGAGCGAGGAGCUCGACUUCCUGAAUCAUCUCUAUGACAUGGAGCUGAGCCAAGUGCAGACCCACGUGUCUGACACCAAUGUCAUCCUCUCCAUGGACAACAACCGCGACCUUGACCUGGACAGCAUCAUCGCCGAGGUCAAGGCCCAGUACGAGCUGAUUGCCCAGAGGAGCAGGGCUGAGGCCGAGGCCUGGUACCAGACCCAGUACGAGGAGCUGCAGGUGACCGCCGGGAAGCAUGGGGACAGCCUGCGGGACACCAAGAACGAGAUUGCUGAGCUCACCCGCACCGUCCAGAGGCUGCAGGGUGAGGUGGAUGCCGCCAAGAAGCAGUGCCAGCAGCUGCAGACUGCUAUCGUGGAAGCUGAGAAGCGUGGGGAUCUGGCAUUGAAGGAUGCUCAGAAGAAGCUUGGGGACCUGGACGCAGCCCUGCACCAGGCCAAGGAGGACCUGGCCCGGCUGCUGCGCGAGUACCAGGCCCUCAUGAACGUCAAGCUGGCCCUGGACGUGGAGAUCGCCACCUACCGCAAGCUGCUGGAGGGCGAGGAGAGCAGGAUGUCUGGAGAAUGUCCCAGUGCAGUCAGCAUCUCGGUGACCGGCAAUGCCACCACUGUGUGCAGAGGCGGCGCGGCUGGCUUUGGAAGUGGCAUCUCCUUGGGAGGGUGUGGGGGGGCCAGCAAGGGUCGCUUCAGCACCAAUGUGGGCUACAGCACUGUCAAAGGAGGGCCCGUCUCUGGGGGCACCUCCAUCCUGCGGAAGACCCCCACAGUCAAUACGUCCAGCAGGAAGUAUUAG